This is a messenger RNA of Eucalyptus grandis, 1187 nucleotides long. RefSeq names its product putative protease Do-like 14. The transcript has 9 exons. Bases 291 to 1187 code for a protein of 298 amino acids. Gene Ontology annotation, biological process: proteolysis. The record is from RefSeq and is a predicted model, not a curated record. Gene Ontology annotation, molecular function: serine-type endopeptidase activity; protein binding. Lineage: Eukaryota; Viridiplantae; Streptophyta; Magnoliopsida; Myrtales; Myrtaceae.
GGCUAUCAGUCUCGGUUCCUGCCCAAUUCCAUAAAGAAUUCACGCCACCUCUGCCUGCAUUUAUUUCCUUAAAUCAGCAGCGACACGAAGUACUUCCCUCCAAGUCUCUUCAAACUAGUUUGAUUAGAUGUUUUAAUACAAAUAAGGCAGCUUCUGCUGAAUCUGAAGAAAAUGAAAAACCAAAUAAGGGGUAUUUUUCCAGAGAUACAAUUGCUGAUGCUGCAGCUAGGAUUGCUCCUGCAGUUGCUAAUCUAUAUGCAAAAAAAGGAGGGAGAGAGGAAGAAGGGGAGAUGGGUUCUGGAACUGUCAUUCAUGAGGAUGGCUACAUUUUAACAUGUUCUCAUCUUUUCUUUGACAAAACUGACGUGACAUAUGCAGCAGAUGGGAAGGUUACUGUACAUACUCAAGACGUGGAGAGAGGCCAUGUUGUUGAUGCUUAUGUUGAUCUUGACAUUGCCAUUGUAAAGAUUGAUACCCCAAGUUCUGCCCUUUCAACAGCAAAAGUUGGCUCAAGUAGUAAGCUUCGUCCUGGAGACUGGGCAAUAGCCAUAGGCUGUCCACUUUCCCUUCAACACACAGUUACGCUCGGGAUUAUCAGCUGUGUUAAUCGCAAGAGCAAUGAGUUGAAACGUGGAGGAAUGGCCAUGGAGUAUCUACAGACAGACUGUGCAAUCAAUCCAGGAAAUUCUGGUGGUCCACUUUGCAAUAUUGAUGGAGAAUUAGUUGGUGUCAAUGUUGAGACUAUGAAGUUGGAUAAAGCAUCUGGAGUGAGCUUUGCUGUACCGGUUGACUUUAUUUCAGCAAUCAUAAAGCCCUUCCAGAGUUGUCAGAUUCCUGCACAACCAUAUUUCGGGUGGGUUAUGCGGAAUGCCAGUAAGAAGAACUUCAAAACACUGAAGCAACAUUACCCCACAUUUCCUAAUGCUGCUGUAGAAGGUGUAUUUGUACAGAAGGUAAUAAAAGGAUCCCCUGCUGAUCGUGCUGGCGUUCAAGCUGGUGAUGUCAUCGUGGAUUUUAAUGGAGAAAAAGUUCGCCAUAUGAAUGAGAUGUUGGACGUUAUGGGGAAGAAAUCGGGGGCAACCGUCAAUGUAAUUGUGAGGAGAGUCAAGUUUGGCAAGGAUCGUGUGGUUCCUCUGACCAUAACUUUCGAGCAGAAAGAUGUCGCCACUCCGAGGCCUCGACUUUGA